AUGACCAGCUUGCCGGCCCGUGUUGUACUCCAAGUCGUCCAUCUUCAAUCAGCAUCCUCCAAUUGUGUUCUCGCGGUAAUGUCGCCCAACGGUCUCGGAGGUCGUCCGCCCACCCAGUUUCUACCCCCCGCUGGUGCCUACUACGAUCAAUUCGACAUCAUUGAACUCUUCGGCCCAGACAUACCUAGGAAGGGUCUUUGUAGUCACUGUCUACAGCCUGGAUGCAGAUGCCUCUGCGCUAUGGCGUACUGCUCGUACAGGUGGCGCAAAGACCACGGAUGUACUCCAGACCCAGACGAUAUGAUCGCGCUACGGCCCGGAAUGAACCAGGUUGCAGAUCUUCAUGGCCUCGGGAUCAUACAGACCAUGUCUCAUGUCUCUAUGGACGUCUUGCCGAACAUGGACAAUGCUGAUGUCAAGGAAUACUACGCCGGCCAUACCAUACAACGCAGUCAUCGCAUCCGUACCCGCACGCCCAUCACAUGGGUCAACGAGAACGGAAAGAGGAGCGCCGCUAUGACAGUCAAAGUCAACCCCAAUGAGGCGGUAGUAGGUCCCUCCAACGGUGUCAUAAUCUGUGUUCCAGACUCUCAGGUCCACGAUCUACCUUUCAUCGAUCCUCAGCUCGCACAAGCCAUCCGCCAAGUCACCGAAGAGCCUUCGUCCCAUCCGCUAAUGUCAAUCCCGGGUCUUUGGCUCCAGCCACGAGCUCCGCCAGACAACAACAUGCAGCUCCAGAUCAUCGCUUCUGCCAACGCUAUCACCAUACCUUCUUCAUCUACAUCGGAGAGUCUCCGCUAUCCUGCUCUGUCCCCUACGGCUAGCCUACAACUGCACUACGAGAAGCUGCUGCAUGAGCCCGACCAGCGAGAGCUUCAAUACAUCGCUGAGAGUAAGGACAAGGACAGGAUGAUCAGGACGCUUAAGGCCAAGCUUGGAUGGUCGUUGGAGUAG
Molecule: messenger RNA, 954 nt
Organism: Alternaria conjuncta
Lineage: Eukaryota; Fungi; Ascomycota; Dothideomycetes; Pleosporales; Pleosporaceae
Exons: 3
Coding region: 1-954 (317 amino acids)
Source: RefSeq, a predicted model, not a curated record